CAAAAUCUUUCCAAGUCGUCGUCACCGGGUGAAAUCAGCGAAUCAGUUUGGCAGGUGUACUAUCACCUUGCUAGCCCAACUUGCACUGGAUUGUUGUUUAAAUGAGAAUUCCAUCUCCAUUUUUCUAGAAUAUUUUCUGGUUGCCUAGAUCGCUCCUAUUCGGCUCAUAUCUACCUUCUCCAACGCUUGGCCUAGAAAAGCCCUGAAGGACAGCAAGACGGCGGGCAAUAUCAUCGCAGUUCUCCAGGCAGAUAAAGGUCUUUUUUCCAGUCAGCGAAUCGUCAUAUACAGGAGCCAAAACGCAUAGAGGUUGAAGGCUGCACCAUCUUGCGUCGAACUUUGCAUCUAGAUACCCCUGCGAAAGCCAAGGCCUUGGGUGGAGUGAGCUUGUACUCCCGGUAUCUCGGUUCUACUAGUUACAAUGGCUGAGAAAUUCAUCCUACGGGUGACCGCCGGGUCUGACUACGUCGUGAAAAGUCACCAAGUGGUUCCGGUCAACUCCGCGGACACCAUCAUUGUCAGCAAUGAGCAUAUGGACGUCGAGCUCAACGUUCGGGUACAGAACUAUCGUGGCCUCCCCCGGAAUUCCCCAGAAACCUCGGCCUACUUCUCAACUGCACCACACGACUAUAACAAGGACCAGUACAGCAUCUGCUUCCGCUUCACACCGAAGAAGCCCGCAGCCACUGUUGAUCAGCCUGAUUCCAAGGACCCCAGGACCGGAGAUGAGACCACUGAAAAGCCCGCUAUCAACGGUAUCUCCGCCCAAGAUUUGCAAUUCGGCAACGACUUUGAUCACCCCAUUCGGGAUCGUCUCCCACCCGGCUUCAACACCGCCCUGAGCAUUGUCAAGUGGUGGAUCGACCCCGGUCUCGACGGCGACGCCUACGCCGACGAGCCUUAUCUUUACGGCCCCGCCCUCUCCUCCUUCAACUCUGUCCACGUAGGCAAGGGCGAGUACGACCCCAAAAAGGGCGGUCUUUUUUUCGAGGAAGGCGGCGACGAAGCAGGUCUCGAGGCACGCAGAGCUAUCGGCGCCCCGGACACGAGCAAAGAACGCAUGAAGUGGGCACUCAAGAAGGAAAGUAAGGAGAAGUGGGUCUUUGAGUACGGCAAGACGUACGGAGUGGACUUCUUCAAUCCCUACCUCGACUUUGGCGACUUUAGCCUCAAGUUACCCGGAUUUACUCUGCCCAUUAUGAAGUAUUGGGAUGGACAAGGUUUGAGAUACGUGCUCCGUAACAAGUCGACUGAGAAUACGUAUCUGGUUAUUCUGUUCUCGCUGUACCUCAAGGAGGAUGUUAAUGAGGAUGGUUCGUUAAAGCCGGCCGCGCUUGCGAAGGGCCCCUCGACGGCUGGGUUGAACGAGGAGAGUAGGAUGGGUAUGGAGACGGAGCAGCAGCCAAAGGACAACUCGGCGGCACUGGAGGAGGCGCGGAAAAGGUUUGAGGGGACGCGAGAGUAGACCAGUGCAGAUGAUGUCGAUUGAGUACGAUGUGGAUUAGGUACGUUUCUAUUGUGUUACAGCUUCGAAAAGGGCUGGCAAGGGGAUGCUAAAGUUACAUUAGAGUCACAAGACAGACGGUUCCACCAGUCAAGUGUCCAGGAUCAGAAAUUUGCUUAAGCCACAACACUCGACCCUCACACGCCGUAGGCUCUGCAUUCGAUGAGCAUGCAAUGAGUGUUACCCAGGUAGAUCCCUGUAUGCAUAAAAAUAAAAAUUUUACACCAUGGACGUUUGAUCACAUUAAUUAUGGACAUGUGGGAAUGCACGAUUGACUGCAUAUAGUUGAGUUUUGGCCAGUCGAAUUUUCGGGCUUUGGGUUGGAGUUUUCUGGAAUAGGGGCGAGUUUGAGGUACUUCCAUGUUUUCCC
Messenger RNA from Pseudomassariella vexata, 1874 nucleotides. RefSeq lists its product as uncharacterized. NCBI's taxonomy places the organism in Eukaryota, Fungi, Ascomycota, Sordariomycetes, Amphisphaeriales, Pseudomassariaceae. The coding region runs from base 422 to 1465 and encodes 347 amino acids. The transcript is spliced from 2 exons. The record is from RefSeq and is a predicted model, not a curated record.